AUAAUAAUGAACUUAUUGACCAAUACUUCAAGUUGGUCAAACCCGCCAACAACCAAAACUAUUUCGUUAAACCCACUUUGGUUAAAAAAUCAAAGAGUAGCAGAGAGGAUGUGGGCGUCGAAGCUGGUGCAGCUGAAGAGCAUAGCCAAGGAAACAGUUGAGCGCACCAUUAUCAUUGCUAGAUUUCUAUGUCUUCUCCAUGUCACCGACACCUACCUCUUCUCUCCCAACCUCGUACAUGGUCCAAGCAUGCUACCUACCUUGAAUAUGAGAGGAGAUGUUUUAAUGGUCGAUAGGUUUUCACAUCGAUUCGGGAAAGUGGAGCUUGGAGAUGUUGUUCUUGUUACAUCCCCUAAUAACCCUAAAAAGGUUUUGACUAAACGGGUUUUGGGUUUGGAAGGCGAUGCUGUUUCUUUCAAUGUUCAUGAUGGGUUGAAGACUUUGGUGGAUUAUAGGGUUGAAGGAAGAAGCACUCAAAAAAGAAAAGUCUUUUUGGGGCUGCCAACUGCCAUAUGCUAAGCUUGACUUGGAUGAUUAGAUAUGUUUGGGUAGUUACUAGAAUAUACUGCUGCUGAGCUUGUGCUAUAAACUUAUAACGUCUAUAGAAAUCGAUGUUAGGAAGAUGUUUGAACUUAAAAUUGUCGAAUUUGUAUGCUGUACAUGGAAAGUGAAGAAAGAGGCUGUAUAUUAUUGCAAAGUGUACAAUAUGUGUUUGAAUAAUGAGUAAUAAUGAAUGUUGACAGUACUUCAUUCACGGUGUCAAUUUUUGUAGUUCUAAUUUUAAUAAUUUUGUUUUCAAAAUGUACAUGUGUUGUGUCCUUGUCUGAGUGUUCUUGUGUCAAAUAAUUUCAAGGAUCGCCAAGCCCGACACUUAAGACACGUGUUGGACACUAAUCUCGCAUUUGUGUCAAGGUGACAUUGCUCCAUCUAAGCAACAAACAAAAUAUCAUCAUUACCUUUAAGAUAUAUUCUCACCAGAAUUCAGUUAUGAUCAACCAUGAUUUGGCACAUCCUUACUGGCGGUUAUUUUCUUUCUGGUAUAUGUAACUAUAGCAGGAGGUUUACUUGGUACACUUGCAAUUUGCCAAGCCAAGAGUAACUAUUACUGUGUUACUUCAAAAUGGUUUUACGCGACUUUUGCUGGGAUGUGAUCAAGGAUAAGUUGGACAUAUUUGGCGAGUUCUAUGUUAUGGGACUUACCUUGUUCUACUUAGGAUCGCUCUAUCACUAGCGAAGUUAGCGUUCUAUCAGUUUCUAGGGCAUACAAAAUUGUCAUAGUUAUUGUCCAUGGAAGAGAUUUGGUCUUGUGAUCUUUUUUGUGUCCAACUUUGCUUUUGUGGCGGAAGGAAGAUUCUUAAUGAAGCCCUUGUAGCUAAUGAACUUAUGGGUGAAACUCGUCGGAAAUUUUAGAGGGCUUUUAAAAGCUUGUGUGAUAUGGUUUGAGUGGACAGUGAGGUGUUGUAUCAGACGUUUGACAAUUGCAUAUUUUCAGCAAUGUUGAUAGUGUUUGGGCGGAGAGUGUCACCUUAUUGUUUCUUAAUAGUGUUUGGGUGGAGACUCACCUUUUUGUUUCACUUUAGUGAUGGAUGUACAAGAGAGGAACAAUUUAGUAUUCAUCUGUCCCAUUGAAAUUGUAGCAUUAUGUAAAUCUAUGUGAGGGCUUUUAAGAAAAAAUGUUGCGAUUCUAGUGGGACGGGGGAGUAGUUGUGAUUGAGGGUCAUAAAAGUGGAAACCGAGGAAAUUAAUUUUCCAUUUGCAGUACGUUGAUGUCAAUAUGCUAUUACUAGCUGCGAGCUGGAUGUUAAAAUAUAUAAGAACAUCAUCUCUAUGUUACAGAUCCUAUAAGUGGCAGUGCCUUCUUGUUAACUAUCAUUAGUCUUAGCUACUGUAUUUUGGUCUUUUGGACCUUUAUUUCAGUGUCAUGCAACUAUUUUCCUCCUUGGAAAAGAAACUUUGUUCCUUUUAUCUGAGAAUCAUUCACAUUUUUAUUGAUCUUUAUAAAUUGAUUAGGUGCCAAAAGGGCAUGUUUGGAUACAGGGAGACAACGUGUAUGUAUCAAAUGAUUCACGCCAUUUUGGACCAGUUCCUUAUGGGCUUAUCCAAGGCAAGGCAUUUUGUCGG
This is a messenger RNA of Amaranthus tricolor (Joseph's coat), 2121 nucleotides long. Its product is annotated as mitochondrial ATP-independent inner membrane protease subunit 1a. Gene Ontology annotation, cellular component: mitochondrial inner membrane peptidase complex; membrane. Gene Ontology annotation, molecular function: serine-type endopeptidase activity. The coding region runs from base 7 to 519 and encodes 170 amino acids. The transcript has 3 exons. The record is from RefSeq and is a predicted model, not a curated record. NCBI's taxonomy places the organism in Eukaryota, Viridiplantae, Streptophyta, Magnoliopsida, Caryophyllales, Amaranthaceae.